Bombus impatiens (common eastern bumble bee) is the source of this 3741-nucleotide messenger RNA. RefSeq names its product DNA-directed RNA polymerase III subunit RPC2 (gene RpIII128). Gene Ontology annotation, cellular component: RNA polymerase III complex. The record is from RefSeq and is a predicted model, not a curated record. Lineage: Eukaryota; Metazoa; Arthropoda; Insecta; Hymenoptera; Apidae. The transcript is spliced from 16 exons. Gene Ontology annotation, molecular function: DNA-directed RNA polymerase activity; DNA binding; ribonucleoside binding. Gene Ontology annotation, biological process: DNA-templated transcription. The coding region runs from base 1 to 3393 and encodes 1130 amino acids.
AUGGGAGAAAUGAAAAUUAAUAUUAAGUCGGAAACAAAAUAUAAUAAAGUAGUAAAACAUAUUCAGGAUAAAUGGAAACUUGUGCCUGCCUUCCUCAAGGGCAAAGGUUUAGUUAAGCAACAUAUUGAUUCUUUUAACUACUUCAUAAAUGUGGAGAUAAAAAAAAUUAUAAAAGCAAAUGAGAAAGUACUUAGUGAUGCGGAUCCUUUAUUUUAUGUAAAAUAUUUGAACGUUCAUGUAGGUCUACCAGAUGUUGAGGAAGGUUUUAAUGUAACACGUUCUACUACUCCACAUGAAUGUCGUUUAAGGGAUUUAAAUUAUUCGGCUCCAAUUACAGUUGAUAUUGAAUAUAUAAGAGGUCACCAACCAAUAAUCAAAAAUAAUUUACUGAUUGGCAGAAUGCCUAUUAUGUUAAGAAGUUCAAAUUGUGUAUUAACUGGUAAAUCGCAUUUUGAAUUGUCAAAGAUGAAUGAAUGUCCACAUGAUCCUGGUGGUUAUUUUAUAGUGAAUGGUCAAGAAAAAGUAAUUUUGAUACAAGAACAAAUGCUUAGAAAUAGAAUUAUUUUAGAGGAAGAUAGUAAGGGAUGUAUUGUAGCAUCUUGUAAUAGUUCCACUCAUGAAAGAAAAACCAAGACUAACAUAGUAGGAAAAGCUGGAAGAUAUUACAUGAGACAUAACAUUUUUCAAGAUGAUAUACCUGUGACAAUAAUAUUUAAAGCAAUGGGGAUUGUGAGUGAUCAAGAAAUUAUGCAACUUAUUGGUACAGAAGAAGAAUUUAUGAAAAAGUUUGCACCCACUUUAGAAGAAUGUCACGUUUUAAAUGUAUUUGCUCAAAAUCAAGCAUUAAGGUUUCUUAGCAAUAAAAGAAAGCAAAAAAGGUAUUCAGUCAUAAAAGCUAGUGUUACGGAUGAAAUGAAGGAUAUAUUGGCAACCAAUAUUUUGUCGCAUGUUCCUGUUAUAGAUUUUAAUUUUAAAAUGAAGGCAACCUACAUUGCUUUAAUGAUUCGUAAAGUUAUGAAAGCACAAUCUGAUGGAAAACUUAUAGAUGAUAGGGAUUAUUAUGGAAAUAAACGAUUAGAACUGGCUGGUUCUUUAUUGUCUUUGAUGUUUGAAGAUUUAUUUAAAAGAUUUAAUUGGGAGUUAAAACAAAUAGCUGAUAAAAAUAUACCAAAAAUUAAGGCUGCACAAUUUGAUAUUGUAAAACAUAUGAGACAAGACCAAAUUACCAAUGGAUUGGCUUUUGCCAUAUCAUCUGGUAAUUGGACGAUUAAACGAUUUAAAAUGGAACGGCAUGGAGUUACGCAAGUGUUGUCUAGACUUUCUUAUAUUUCUGCACUUGGUAUGAUGACACGUGUUAAUUCUCAAUUUGAAAAAACCAGGAAAGUAUCUGGUCCCCGAUCUUUGCAACCAUCUCAAUGGGGAAUGCUCUGUCCUAGUGAUACUCCUGAAGGGGAAGGUUGUGGUUUAGUUAAAAACCUAGCUCUUAUGACACAUAUCACAACAGAAAUUGAUGAAGAACCAAUUGUUAGAUUGGCUUUUAAUUUAGGAGUUGAAAACGUUAAUAUACUUGGUGGAGAAGAAAUCAAUAAUAAAAAAGUUUACAUGGUAUUUUUAAAUGGCAAUAUCCUGGGUAUAGUAAAGAAUUAUCAGAGACUAGUAAAUGUUUUUAGAUUAUUACGACGGAAAGGUCUAAUUAAUGGUUUCGUUUCUAUACAUACACAGCACCAGCAUAGAUGUAUUCAAAUUAGUUCUGAUGGAGGACGAUUAUGUAGACCAUACAUUAUUGUACAGAAUGGUAAUCCACUAAUACAAGAAAAACAUAUAAAACUACUUGAACAAGGAAUACGAAGUUUCGAAGAUUUUUUACAAGAAGGUUUAAUUGAAUAUUUGGAUGUGAACGAAGAAAAUGAUAGUUCUAUUGCAUUCAAUGAAUCACACAUUAAUGAGAAGACAACACAUUUAGAAAUUGAGCCAUUUACAUUACUUGGUGUUUGUGCUGGUCUAGUACCAUAUCCACAUCACAAUCAAAGUCCAAGAAAUACUUAUCAAUGUGCUAUGGGAAAGCAAGCAAUGGGAACUAUUGGUUAUAAUCAACGUAAUCGUAUCGAUACAUUGAUGUAUAAUUUAGUUUAUCCUCAAACACCUAUGGUUAAAUCCCGAACAAUAGAACUAAUAAACUUUGAUAAACUACCUGCUGGUCAAAAUGCAACAGUAGCUGUUAUGUCUUAUAGUGGCUACGAUAUUGAAGAUGCUCUUAUUUUAAACAAGGCUUCAAUUGAUAGAGGAUUUGGUAGAUGUUUAAUAUAUCGAAAUGCAAAAUGUACAUUAAAAAGAUACGCAAAUCAGACAUACGAUCGAAUAAUGGGUCCAUUGAUUGAUUCCAAUACAAAGAAACCUGUUUGGAAACAUGACAUAAUCGAUAGUGAUGGAAUUGCUGCACCUGGAGAAAUGGUGGAAAAUAGAAAGGUAAUGGUAAAUAAAUCAUCGCCGGCCGCAAAUAUAGGUCCAGUGAAUGCUGGUAAUGUUCAAACGCAAACAGAAUACAAAGAUGUCCCAGUUGUUUUUAAAGGACCUGUUCCUGCUUAUGUUGAGAAGGUUAUGAUUUCCAGUAAUGCAGAAGAUGCAUUUUUAAUUAAAUUAUUAUUGCGACAAACUCGACGACCUGAGAUAGGUGACAAAUUUAGUAGUCGACAUGGACAGAAGGGUGUAACUGGAUUAAUUGUGGAACAGGAGGAUAUGCCAUUUAAUGAUUAUGGUAUAUGUCCUGAUAUGAUAAUGAAUCCACAUGGUUUUCCUUCACGUAUGACAGUUGGGAAAUUGAUAGAAUUACUUGCUGGUAAAGCUGGUGUUAUAAAAGGAGAAUUUCAUUAUGGCACAGCAUUUGGAGGUUCAAAAGUUAAAGAUGUUUGUAACGAAUUGGUAAAGCAUGGUUAUAAUUACUUGGGCAAAGAUAUCUUCUACUCUGGUAUUACAGGAGAACCAUUACAAGCGUAUAUUUAUUCUGGACCAGUAUAUUAUCAAAAAUUGAAACAUAUGGUACAAGAUAAAAUGCAUGCUCGAGCACGAGGACCAAGAGCUGUGUUAACGCGUCAACCAACGGAAGGUCGGGCCAAAGAAGGUGGUUUAAGAUUAGGUGAAAUGGAACGGGAUUGUUUAAUCGGAUAUGGUGCUAGUAUGAUGUUAAUAGAAAGACUCAUGAUAUCCAGUGAUGCAUUUGAUGUUGAUGUAUGUAACAAAUGUGGCUUGAUGGCAUAUAGUGGUUGGUGUCACAGUUGUCGUUCUAGUUCAUGUGUUUCUACGAUUUCUAUGCCCUAUGCUUGCAAGUUACUUUUCCAAGAACUUCAAUCUAUGAACAUUGUACCUCGUUUAACAUUAAAAAAUUAUUGUGAGUAGUUUGAAUCAAGGUUACUGAUAUUCAUAUGUAAAUACAAGGUAACCCAGUUAAAUGCGAUCGCCUAAAUAUCUGCCUAAAUAAUUAAAUAUUACGUCACUUUACAUUAUGUUCUAUUGUGGAAAUGUGAUCCUUGAAAUAGCUUAAGAUAUUCAGGUGAUUCCAUUUAACUGGGACAUUCUAUAUAUUCACAGUAUCUGUGUGUGUAAUUUAAUUUUGCUGAAAUAUUGAUAAAAGUAUUUUUUAUUCGUUAAGUUACUUAUAAAAAUAUAUAAGGUAAUUAUUUUUUACUGGAAGACAUUAAAACAUAGAUUUCUUUGAAUCAAUUAAAUCAUAUCAUUUGUAGUGUA